This is a messenger RNA of Carya illinoinensis, 1115 nucleotides long. RefSeq lists its product as uncharacterized. Lineage: Eukaryota; Viridiplantae; Streptophyta; Magnoliopsida; Fagales; Juglandaceae. The coding region runs from base 262 to 732 and encodes 156 amino acids. The transcript is spliced from 2 exons. The record is from RefSeq and is a predicted model, not a curated record.
UGACCAAAAAAAAAGAAAAUCAAUUCCCGGAAAACUCAUUCCCAAAUUUUUAGUGCAAACAAACAGCCAAAGAGAGAACCAGUCGACAGCAGCCAGAACCCGAAAAACCACCUACUGCCAUUUCUUCCCACUUCCCAAACCCUUCCUCUCUCUCUAUUCCAAGAUCUUCAUCUGCAAGAAAGCCCAUCUUUUUCCUUUUAUUUUGGAUACUGGACCACCAUUCGAUCAGUCUUCUCUGUAUCUCUCAGUUGAUUCCUCCCGAUGGGAUUUUUAAGGAAACUAGUUGGCUUGCUAGGGUUUGGUAAGGACAAUGGCCACGAAUCCAAAGAUGAAGAGGACGCUAACAACAAUCCCGAUACUCAGACCCAUGAGAAGACCCAUUUCCAAGAAACCGGGCUUCCUCGCAGAGGCUUCGCUGUGCCGGUCCAGGUCGCCGUCGACCGGCCCCGGGUUGGCCCUGUCCUCACCCCUUGUAAUCCCGGCGAUGGCGGUGUCCAGGGUCUGAGAUGGUAUGCAAAGCGGCUGAGAAUAGAUGAAGAUGGAGAUGUAGCAGAUGAAUUCCUUGAAGAGGUCCUGCUGGAGACGUCAACUAACAUAGAAGAUCAUCAAAGUCCAUUUCCAAGGUUUGAAGUGAAGUAUAGUACAAGGCCUGCUAAAGUUAAGAACCUGGUCAUGUCACCUGAUGGGAGAAUUCAGUGUGUGGAAUACCAAGGCAGAUUACAGUGGGUAUGAAGUACAUUUAAACUAAAACCAAGCUUCUGGGUGGUAGGGUUUGUUCUUGCACAAGAAUGUUGUCAAUUUGUUGAUGUAGAAAAUAUCUUAAAAUUUUUUGUUUGGUAUUGCACUGUUGAGCCUUGCCACCCUUGUUAUCAAUGUCUGGGUUUUUAACUUCCUAAAGGAUUUUGUCAGAAUCUUCCUGAUCGAUCACUAAUCGUAUGAACUGAUGUUUCUGGCCAUAGAUGUGAAACGUGAAACCUCAAAGUAUAACAGUUGUCUGUUUGUAAACACUCGAGAUUAAAUUGAGAAAUUGUAACCAUUGGGUUAUGAUUUAAUAGGAGUGUAAUUGCUGUAAAAUAUCAUAAUAUAUAAAGUAAGCUUAUGAUUGAUUUGAUCAA